ACGGCGCAGCGCAGCAAAGAUGGCGCUGUCCUGUUCCAGGCUGUGUAGCCGGUUGUCUUUGAUACGACUUGGUGGACUUGGCACAAAUAAGAUAACAAAUGGCUUCUAUUCCGCUAACAUUUCUAGUCAGUCCAGGCUCGUCCCGUAUAGACACUAUACAUCCUCCAAAGUUAGAAGAGGUAUUGGACGAUAUGUGAGCUCCAGGCUGCAAUGGGCAAAUGCUAAAUAUGAGGGUUUCCUCAAGAGGCGGUUCCCACGAUUUUUCCAGCUUUAUCACACUUUCGUGGAAGUCUGUUUAGGAUUCAAGUUGCUGUUCCAAGAUGUCAAAGAUGUGAGGAGGAUAAAAGUUAAAAUGCUGUCUGAUGGGAUGAAGUUCCAGGAUUUGCCCUACAGAGAGAUGGAGAAGCUCAGACGGUUUCGCAGAGACUUAAUCAAGGCCUUCCCACUGGUGAUGAUAUCCAUCCCUCCCUUUGCCAACUACCUGGUUUUUGUUUUGAUGUACUUCUUCCCUCGUCAGCUCCUGGUCCCUCAUUUCUGGACUCCCAGCCAGCAAGUGGAGUUUCGAGGGCUGUACCACAGCCACCGGGCCCGGUACCACUGGCCACUGCUCAAAGGACUGGAGCACGCAGCAGACCACCAGGCCAAGAAUGGUCACCUGCAGGGACGCCUCAAGGACCUGUGCACUAAAGUGCAGAGUGGAGCGAACCCUAAAGCGUCUGAAAUCCUUGCCGUUCGCAGCCUGUUUUCUGGACCUCCGCUGGGUAUGAGGAGGAUGCAAGUUGAUCACAUGCGACACAUCAGCCGUCUGCUCUUCCUGACCCCUCAUCUCCCGGGUUUCCUGAUUGGCCGACGUCUAAACAGCCACGCCUUGGAGCUGCUCCAGCUGGACCGGGCCCUCAGCAGACUGGGUCCUCACCAGCUCACUGACCCGGAACUGAGACAGGCUUGUUUCGUAAGGGGGAUCAAUUCUGACAGUCUUGGUGUUAAUCAGUGUCGGGAGUGGCUGUCUCAGUGGCUGCAGGUGUCCUCCUCAUUGAAAGAGUCAGAGGUGUCGCUGCUUUUGCACUGCCUCGUACUUCUCUCCGCAAACUACCCAAAUCCCCCCAGCCGCCACCGUCAGGAAGCCUGAGUCAAACGUUUGCUUUGAAGAUGACCGCCGCACAGCACAACUUCCGAAGAGCUGUCAACGUCUCCGUGGUGGAGAGGAAAAAGCUAUUCAAUAUGUUUUUUUGGGUUUAGGAAAAAAAUAGUAAUCUGAAAGGACAAAUACAGCAAUCAGCCAGCCUAUGCAGAUGUAGUCUGAAAAUAAUUUAAUUAGGAAUAAUUAGACUGCUCCAAAGUGUCUUUAUUACAGAGAUUAUUACUUCUUGUGCACUUGUGUUUCUCAGGAGAGUUUUAACUGUGACGCACCUAAACGUUAAGCAUCAAAUGCUUGCUAGUUGCUGUAUAUGAAGCUUUGUUAGCACCUUAUGAUUUCUGUCACUUUCCUGGAAGCCAACACAUCAUCACGCAGCAACAAAGACGGAAACAGAUUUUCUGGCUUGAUAAAGUUGUGCAGGAAAUUUGUGGAAUAGUUCAUUUGUAUUCCAAAAAAGAAACACGUUUUAUGUGGGCAUUUAAAAUGUUUUUGGAACGUGUACCGUAUUUUCUCAUGCUGACGCUACACUUUUGUAAUCGGCUUUUACUUUUUUUUUUUACUUGUGAAUAUUGCUGGUCAUAUCAAAAUUGUAUAUACACAAAGAAGAAGUGGGUGGUUAUGGAACAGCAGUAGGUCACGUGAUGGCACCAUUUUAAAGUCACACAUGGAGGUUUAGAGAAAUAAAAAUGGGUCGUUUGGUUACUGACCACAACUUCCUACUAUCUGCUGAUGUGUUCAGAAACUUUCCCCUCAUUCAGCUGCAACUUUUCUGCUGACAGUUGGUCAGGCACUUUGUUUACCUGCUCGCUUUAUUGCUUUUGGAGACUUAAAAUGGCAAAUAUAUUGGUGGGGCUAUUGAGGCACGAAAUGUCUAAAAUGCCUUUCAUCUACUUUGGAGUCGCACUGCAGACAGGAACCGCUCAUCUCAGCUGGUGUUAAAGUGUAAAAUCAGGCGUGUCAUUUGCUUCCUGUGCCUUUUGCAUGCAGUGGCACAAUGCAGCCGAGCUAUGAGUUGCAGAAGUUAUCUCCGCUACAGGACAUUUUGUAAUCUCUUAUUUGUUCAAGAAUGUUGUGUUCCUGUGCCAAUGUGAUGUGCAGCGUUGUGGAACUGUGUCUAAAAUAAAUACCCUCGUGCUUCCCGGUGUUUUCCCGGUGCUUUCUUUAAAAAAAGACAACAAACCGGUGUCAUUUAAA
Messenger RNA from Menidia menidia (Atlantic silverside), 2332 nucleotides. NCBI's taxonomy places the organism in Eukaryota, Metazoa, Chordata, Actinopteri, Atheriniformes, Atherinopsidae. The record is from the annotation of a GenBank genome assembly.